This is a messenger RNA of Capsicum annuum, 632 nucleotides long. Its product is annotated as 50S ribosomal protein 6, chloroplastic. The transcript has a single exon. Gene Ontology annotation, biological process: translation. Bases 71 to 397 code for a protein of 108 amino acids. NCBI's taxonomy places the organism in Eukaryota, Viridiplantae, Streptophyta, Magnoliopsida, Solanales, Solanaceae. Gene Ontology annotation, molecular function: rRNA binding; structural constituent of ribosome. The record is from RefSeq and is a predicted model, not a curated record. Gene Ontology annotation, cellular component: chloroplast; ribosome.
CCAUUUUCAAAAUUCUUCCACAAAAAACACACCCAUUCGAAGCAAAACCUUCAACAGAACAAAAAAAAAAAUGUCAGCCUCAGCCAUAUUCGGGUUAAAAAUGCCAGUAUUACAACGUUUUUCACCUAUUUCCACCACCGCAUUCUCCGUCGGAGCCACCACCACCAAGUUACCGGCGGCGGCGCCGAUGGUAAUUGAGUGUUCAUCGAGGCCACAAAAGAAGGCUACAGCUCACCAUCAGAAGACACGCCCAAAGAAGACUCAACCUUGGGAUAUUCGACGUAAACCCGCCCUGUAUCCUCCCAUGCCCACUUUGCCACCGGAAUGGUCAUUUGCUACUGAUGAAUCGGUAUCGGGUCAACCCGCUUCUGCUCCAGCUUCGGAAUCCGACGCUUAAUCUCCCGAGUAAUCGUUUCUGUAAUUUUUAGUUUGUUAUUUGUGCUUUCUAUAAUGGUGUUUUCCGUUUGAUACUCUGCCAGGGGUUUGGUAAUGUUUUAUGCUAGACUUCUCAAUCUGAUGGCCGUUUUGUUUUGUUGGUGGGAUAAGUAUAAUAAUCUCGAUUAAAAUUUGGAACUAACUUUAUUGUAUGUUCGAGGUGAGUUAUUAGUUAAAUUCGAGAUUAUUUUAUUAAA